Messenger RNA from Centropristis striata (black sea bass), 1329 nucleotides. Its product is annotated as cytotoxic and regulatory T-cell molecule. Gene Ontology annotation, cellular component: plasma membrane. Gene Ontology annotation, biological process: cell recognition; positive regulation of natural killer cell mediated cytotoxicity directed against tumor cell target; detection of tumor cell. The record is from RefSeq and is a predicted model, not a curated record. Gene Ontology annotation, molecular function: signaling receptor binding. Bases 1 to 1329 code for a protein of 442 amino acids. NCBI's taxonomy places the organism in Eukaryota, Metazoa, Chordata, Actinopteri, Perciformes, Serranidae. The transcript has 11 exons.
AUGGAGCUGAAGCAGCUGAGCGUCCUGCUCGUCCUCCUGCACGUUUCAGUUGCGGCGUGGCAGCGUGUGACCGUGUUUAAAGGUCAGACAGUCAACCUCAGCUGCCCACUCACUAAUGCUCACAGAACCCACGUGGACUGGAAGAACCCUGGAGGGUUUGUUAUGUUCUUCAAUCGCCAGCAAGCUUUAAAGGACAAACGCUACAGUAUCGACAAGUUUUCUGAGUUUGAGUUCUCCAUCAGCAUUUCAAACGUCACCUUUAAGGACGGAGGCAACUACACCUGCAGUCAGUACGACCACCAAACCACGGAGAGGACAGUGGAGGUGACGGUGUUAGGACAUCCCAAAAUGGAAAUGACAAAACAUGAUGGACAGUUUGCCAUAAAAUGUUCUGCAGAAGGAAACCACCAUCCUCCUCAGAUCUUCUGGAAAUUGGAUCAAGGACCUGAAAUGUUUGCUCAUACCCAAGUCCAUCAUGAAGGAAAUAAAUAUGAGUCGAUGAAUAUUUUACGUCUUCAGUCAGUGGAGAACAGAGUCACUGUGAAAUGUCUCGUUCGCCAUCCAGCUCUGCAUUCACAACCUCUGAUGGACUUCAUGAAGAUUGGACGAGACAGUGAGUAUUCUUCUAUUAUCUCAAAAUACAGACAUGGGAAAACAGGGGACGAGUCCAGACUCACAACCAGCAUCAGUCCAGCUCCAGUGGACCCUCAGAGGUCAUCAGCCCCUCCCCCUCCCCCCCUCCAGACCACCACCACACUUCCUCUGGACACUGGCUCCCAUCACAGCACCACUGAUGACUCGACAACCUCGUCAGAAUCAACUGAGAGCAGAAACACCAGCAGCAGUAAUACAACAAGCACGACAGGCCGGCCGUUUGUCUCUGAGGAAACAGAAACCACUUCCUUUAACAGCACUGAGCGCAACACAACAGGCAGCGUGGAUGUGUCAGACAUGCAGACAGCAGCAGAGGGAAGUUCCUCCUUACUGGUCUUCCUGGUCACGUGUCUCAUCUUUGGACUUCUAGUGAUCGUGAUCUUUUUCACCAUCAUGCUGAGGAGAGCACACCUCGCCUGGAAAAGAGAGAAUGAAGACCCUGAUCCAUCAGAGGAGAGCAGUAAAUCUAAAUCCAGCCAGGAAGAGAAGAACGCACAAGGACGAAGAGGGCUCUCCCAAACAGCGUUCACACAGUACGACGUGGAACAGCCAAAAGUGAUCGGCACAGCUUGGACGCCAGCACUAGAGAGGAGAGAAGAAGAAGAGCAGCCUCCUCGACCUUUGACCCCGGGACAGCCUGCAGCCGCCUGCAACAUAAAGGAGACGGAGCUUUAG